Molecule: messenger RNA, 2742 nt
Organism: Penicillium bovifimosum
Lineage: Eukaryota; Fungi; Ascomycota; Eurotiomycetes; Eurotiales; Aspergillaceae
Product: histone deacetylase hosB
Exons: 1
Coding region: 1-2742 (913 amino acids)
Cellular component (GO): nucleus
Molecular function (GO): histone deacetylase activity
Source: RefSeq, a predicted model, not a curated record
AUGGACCCACACAAGCUCCCCUCCGGUCAGGAGGACCCGCCGUUCGGCGACAGUGAGGGCAACAACAACAUCGAUGAGUCGCAUGAUGAAAUGAUGGAUGCUCUGAAUCGCCUCACUCUGGCGACAAUAACUCCAUUGCCUGCAUCGCCUCGACUGUCGCCUGUACCAUCCAGUCUUCCACCAUUUAACACGGUUCAAGACCCUCGAUCUGGUCCUUUUAUUCCUUCUCAGUCCUCUCAAGCUUCUCGAUCUGUUUCUUCACAUUCGAGUUACCCUCUACCGGCUACUCCGCCAUCGUCGACUGGCUCUACUGCUCGAGACGAACGGCGCAAAUCAAAUGCGCCUCUCCAGAAGCGCAAGUCCGCUGCAUCACUUCGUUCGGUUUCGCAGCCUCACAAAAACCAAUCUCCAAUACCUCACACUCCUAAUCACACCACUUUCACUUCUGCGGUGUCGCCACCCACCGCAAACUCACCUGUCAUGCCUACUGCACGUCUUGCAUCGGGGUCGGCUCCCGAAGCCAUCGUUCCCACUGCUUCCUCUGUUGCCGCUGUCCACUUCGCCAAAGAGCUUGUCUCACACCAAUCGGGCGGUCUCGACACCAAGACAGCGGUGAUUCUACAUGAUGAUUGCUAUGGUCACCGCUACUCCCGACUCGAAGCGCCAAAACGAGAGCUCGAUGGAAUUGUGGAAAGACCAGAGCGCAUCCGUGCCUGUGCCGUGGGCAUCUCUGCAGCUUAUGUACGUCUGGGAUCACGAUAUGCCGGAGCCCUCCCUUCAGUCUCCAGUCUGAGCCUAGAGAGAUUCCCCUUCCAGAUCGUAAAGACUGAUCGCAAGGUGCGUCUGUCUGAGACUGCUGUUACCGACGUUCAUGGAACCCAAUGGAUGUCAGAACUGAAGUGGAUGGGUGAAUGUGCCGAAGAACGCCUCCUCGGCGAUGGAAACGAAGUGGCUAGGCAGCAGAUCCGAGCUGACAAUGGUCUCACGGUGGCUGGUCCUCCGUUGAGCCAAGGGGAUCUGUAUCUAUGUUCCGAGUCGAUCAAGGCGUUUGAGGGGGCCUUAGGUGGUGUUUGUGAGGGUAUUGAUCGGGUUUUCAACCCUGGUCCUGUUCAACGGGCCUUUGUUUGUAUUCGGCCACCAGGGCACCAUUGCUCUGCCGACUUUCCUUCCGGCUUUUGCUGGAUCAACAACGUUCAUGUCGGUAUCUCACAUGCCGCAAGCACUCAUGGUCUGACCCAUGCUGCGAUCCUCGAUUUUGACCUGCACCAUGGUGAUGGAUCCCAGGAUAUUACGUACGACCACAACUCCAAGCUGCUGAACAAAGCACGGAGAGAGUUCUUGGCCAGGACCAAUGCCAAGGAACUCGCAGAUUACGUAGAUGCUCCUCCAUACACCAAAGCAGCGAUCGGGUACUACAGUCUGCACGAUGUGAACUCUUUCCCGUGUGAGAACGGUGAACGUGACAAGGUCAUGGGAGCCAGCCUUUGUCUUGAGGCACAAAACCAGUCCAUCUGGAAUGUGCACCUCGAAGGCUGGGAUACCAUGGAUGAAUUUUGGGUGCUGUACCGAACAAAGUACAACGCCUUGCUAACCAAGGCCCGUUCCUUCUUGCGCCAGCGCACACUGGCACUCAGUGAAGAACGACGGCAAAAUCCUAGUUGUCCACCACCCAAAGCAGCGAUCUUCAUAUCUGCUGGGUUUGAUGCCAGUGAGUGGGAGGGCAGCGGGAUGCAGCGCCACAGCGUGAAGGUCCCCACUGAAUUCUAUGCCAAGUUCACUGCAGAUGUCAUCAGCCUGGCACAGGAAGAGGGCCUUGGCGUCGAGGGCCGCGUGAUCAGCAUCCUCGAGGGCGGGUACAGUGACCGUGCUCUGUGCUCCGGAGUUCUCAGUCAUCUCUCGGGACUGAGCGGGGAGAGCGAGUACAGUGAGGAUUGGUGGUCUCAGACCAGUCUUCAAGAAAUGGAUGCCAUCAUGGCCCCGCCGUCCAGCAAAGGGCGCAAAAAGGCUGCGUCGACGUACCUCACGGCAACACAAUCCUUUACCGCGAAGGUCGUUACCCCCGGGCGCGAGCGCACCCCUGGGGUUCUUGACCCCGGCCUCAAUGUGACCCCUCUCCCUGAGGUGAGCUGGGCCGUUGCCACCGAGGAGCUUGCCAAGCUUAUUAUCCCCAGUGGACGGCAGACCCUCAGCUGCCGCCCAGCGGAGCUGAACCGUCAGCGCCGAGAGCAGGAUGCGCGUGUCGCUGGGUUGGAAGUCGGCAUUCCCGCCGAGGCCUCCCGCCAGUUGCGCAUCCGCAAGCCAAAGGAAUCAACGCCUGCACCAGCCACCCCGCGCCCUGCAACUCCCCGGCGGCAAAGCCGCAAGACGCCCAAGACCGUUCAGCCCAGGACCACCACUAGCACCCCCCGUUCCACUCAGGAACCAUCCCCUUCCAUCGGUGCCUCGCGCCGAAAGAGCGCGAGUGUCAGCCGGGCUGGGAGCCGGGCUGGCACCCCCCGUCGGGGUAACAGCCCGGUCGAUGAGGUGCCUCCCGUCCCGCGUCUAAUUCUGAGGGUUUCGGCGCCGGACGCGGCGCGCGGAAGUAAGAUGUUGGACUCUACGGCCGACCACCAUUGGCGUGGUCGCGCCGGGAGGUCUUCAAGGUCUCCAAAAAGGGACAAGAGGAGGAACUCGGGGAGUGCUACCUCUUCCGUUAUUGGUUCGCCUGUGGUGAAGGUCAAGGAUGAGCAGAUGGAAGACUGA